Dracunculus medinensis (Guinea worm) is the source of this 309-nucleotide messenger RNA. The record is from the annotation of a GenBank genome assembly. NCBI's taxonomy places the organism in Eukaryota, Metazoa, Nematoda, Chromadorea, Rhabditida, Dracunculidae.
UGUCAUUCAAAAUUUUUACUAAAUCCCUCCUCUUAUUUUUUCCAUCUUCGAAAUUUGACGAAGCAUAUCCUGAAGCAUCACAAGAAGGAACAGAAUGCUUAUAUUGAAGGAAAUAUUUCGAAAAAAAUAUUAAAAAACACAGUUUUAAUUUUUCUAAAGUAUACGAAUGGAGAAAUUUUUUUCUUGCAGGAAAUUAUGGACGAAGAAAAUGAUAAAAAUCGGUCUUUUCUGUUAUCACUCGGGCUCGAUUCAGGAAGCAUGGAUCUCAGGUCGAAUUCACCUGAAGAAGAAAAUUCCAGUAUUGGUUAG